AUGCACCAGAGAAUCCAUACCGGAGAAAAGCGAUUUCAAUGUACAUUCUGUACAAAAUCUUUCACACAAUCAAAUACCUUGAGAAUUCACGAAAGAUGCCAUUCUGGAGAAAAACCUUAUCAGUGUAACAAAUGUUCAAAAACAUUCAGUCGGCGUGAUAAUUUGAAAGAACAUGAACGGAUUCAUACAGGGGAACAACCGUUCCAGUGUAGUUUGUGUUUCAAAUCUUUCACUCAGGCGAGUACUUGGAAAAAUCAUGAACGAAGUCAUACCGGAGAACAGCUAUUCCAGUGUGAAUUCUGCUUAAAAUCAUUCACCCGAAAAGAUAAUUUGAAAGUUCACAAGAGAUGUCAUUCUGAAGAAAAACGUUUUCAUCAAGCUAAUACUUUGAAAAAUCAUGAAAGGACUCAUACUGGAGAGAAGCCAUUUCAGUGUCCAAUUUGUUUCAAAUCUUUCACACAAAAGAAGACUCUGAAAGGUCACGAAAGGAGUCAUUCCGGAGAAAAGCCAUUCAAGUGCGAAUUCUGCUUGAAGUCUUUCACUCACAAAGAAAAUUUGAGAGUUCACGAAAGAUGCCAUUCUGGAGAAAAACCUUUUCAAUGUGGAACAUGUUUGAAAUCCUUCAGUCACAGCAAUAAUUUGAAAGAGCAUGAACGGAUUCAUACUGGAGAACAACCGUUUCAGUGUCAAAUUUGUUUCAAAUCUUUCACUCAUUCUACUACUUUGAGAAUGCACGGAAGGAGUCAUACUGGAGAGAAGCCAUUCCAGUGUCCAAUAUGUUCCAAAUCUUUCACCCUGAAGCACCAUCUGAAAAAUCACGAAAGGUGUCAUACUGGAGAGAAACCUUUUCAGUGCG
Leptinotarsa decemlineata (Colorado potato beetle) is the source of this 856-nucleotide messenger RNA. RefSeq names its product zinc finger protein 2-like. The record is from RefSeq and is a predicted model, not a curated record. NCBI's taxonomy places the organism in Eukaryota, Metazoa, Arthropoda, Insecta, Coleoptera, Chrysomelidae.